UGCACUGCCAUAUUGAUUAUGGGCACAAUGUUCUGUCAAACACAGAUCGUCGCAAUCACCCAGUCUUGAUCCACUGCAAUAAGGGAAAACAUAGAGUUGGCUGUAUGAUCGGUUGUCUGCGAAAGGCGCAGAAGUGGUCCAUGAUUUUCUCGUUCGAUGAAUAUCAACGCUUCUCUGGUACCAAGGUCCGUAUCUUAGAUCAGCAGUUUAUUGAGCUCUUCAACAUCGACACCAUCGCAAUCGACAAGAGGAAACAAUUAGCCGAUUGGUGA
This is a messenger RNA of Sphaeroforma arctica JP610, 272 nucleotides long. RefSeq lists its product as hypothetical. Gene Ontology annotation, cellular component: cytoplasm. The record is from RefSeq and is a predicted model, not a curated record. The annotation marks the transcript as partial. The transcript is spliced from 2 exons. Lineage: Eukaryota; Ichthyosporea; Ichthyophonida. Gene Ontology annotation, molecular function: phosphatase activity.